Anopheles merus is the source of this 1150-nucleotide messenger RNA. RefSeq names its product protein windbeutel (gene wbl). NCBI's taxonomy places the organism in Eukaryota, Metazoa, Arthropoda, Insecta, Diptera, Culicidae. Gene Ontology annotation, biological process: protein secretion. The record is from RefSeq and is a predicted model, not a curated record. The transcript is spliced from 2 exons. The coding region runs from base 290 to 1102 and encodes 270 amino acids. Gene Ontology annotation, cellular component: endoplasmic reticulum; endoplasmic reticulum lumen.
CUUGUUGUUUUUAGCCGGCAUCGGAACUCCCCGCAGAGGCAGCUUUUCCUGCAGGGUAUUUUGCUAGUUAAUAUUUUAAUAGAAAAUCUACUUUUUAUUAUUAGUCUCGCGUACAGUGAAACAAAAGCAGUUAGCAAUCUCAGUCGAAAAAGUAAAACAACGUGCAGUCGUUCGUGUGGAUGGCACAAUAAAGCGGACAGUUGACAACAAAUUCUUUUCUUCCUGUGGAUUGUGGUCGACGCCUUCUACUCGCUGCGGUGCAGCUCCUUCAGUGGUGGCAAGCGUCAUCAUGCGGUACCGCCCCACGGUGUCGGUCGUUGCCCUUGCGCUGGUCGCUGCCAGCGCGCUAAUUGCCCCGGCCGCCGCCUGGACCGCACGGGGCUGCGUCGAUCUCGACUCGUCCACGUUCGAUCUCGUGACGCGCAAGUUCCGGUACAGUCUGGUGAAGUUCGAUACCGCCUUCCCGUACGGCGACAAGCACGAAGCGUUUACCGGGCUCGCGCUCGAAACGGUCGGCACGACGGACGAGCUGCUGUUUGCGCUGGUCGGCAUCAAGGACUACGGCGAGCAGGACAAUGCCGACCUGGGCCGGCGGUUCGCCAUCCCGAAGGAGUACCCGGUGAUCAAGCUGUUCCACGGGGACGGUACGCCGCCGAUCGAUUUCGCCCCGGCCGACGGCGAGGUGACGGGCGACAGCUUGCGCAAAUUUCUCAAGCGCCACACGGCGCUGUACAUCGGGCUGCCUGGGUGUACCGAGCGGCUGGACCGGCUGGCCGAGUCGUUCGUGGGCACGGUGGAGCCGGCGGAAUGGCGCGCUCUGAUCGAGCAGGUCGAGCGGGCCGAACGGGCAGAGCGGGACGCGGCCAGCCGGGCGCCCUACCCUAUGUAUCUGUCGCUGAUGCGCAAGAUCGUGAAAGAGGCGGAUGGGGGGCGGCGAUCAGCCGGCGAGGUGGUGGCCGAGGAGAUGAAGCGCGUCGAGAAGCUGCUGGCCGGGAAGCUGAGCGACGCGAAGCGGGCGGAGCUGAAGCUGCGCCUGAACGUGAUGCUGUCGUUCGGUGGGGCGUCGAGCGGCACGCGCAAACCCGAACGGGCGGAGCUGUAGAACGAAUAAAGGCUGCACGUGCGCCCGUGCGCAUCUGCGUUCGAGAAA